Molecule: messenger RNA, 458 nt
Organism: Nasonia vitripennis (jewel wasp)
Lineage: Eukaryota; Metazoa; Arthropoda; Insecta; Hymenoptera; Pteromalidae
Gene: RpL37a
Product: 60S ribosomal protein L37
Exons: 4
Coding region: 127-402 (91 amino acids)
Biological process (GO): translation
Cellular component (GO): ribosome; cytosolic large ribosomal subunit
Molecular function (GO): structural constituent of ribosome; RNA binding
Source: RefSeq, a predicted model, not a curated record
AAGAUAAUUUACUAACCCAACUUGACAUCCGGCAUCCGGUCCUGAUCGACUCGCGCAUAUCUCGGAGUUUAGUUCGGUUCGUUUUCACGUUCCCUUCGUCUCUUUUCCAAGUGCUCUUCGUGCAAGAUGACGAAGGGUACAUCGAGCUUUGGUAAGCGGCGCAAUAAGACACACACGCUGUGCAGGCGGUGUGGUCGCAGCUCGUAUCACAUUCAGAAGUCACAGUGCGCACAAUGUGGCUACCCCAGGAAGAAGAUGCGCUCCUACAACUGGUCCAUCAAGGCUAAGAGGAGGAAGACCACUGGUACUGGUCGCAUGCGUACCCUGAAGAUUGUGCGCCGCAAGUUCAGGAACGGAUUCAGGGAGGGACUACCGAAGCCCAAGGCUGUUGCCGCCAAGUAAUUGUAACGAACUUGUUUAAAUAAAAAAACCUAAGGUUUUUGCUAAAAAAAUCGCAA